AUGAUGAUGAUGACGAUGAUGAUGCCAGCGAAAAGAGACAUUUUCCUUCCUUUGGUUCCUUUCCUCCUUCUUCCCCCCUUUUUUUCACCUCCACUCCUUCGUCCAUUCUUUCCUUCCUUCUUUCUUUACUCUUUACUUUGAUCGGUCCAUCCACCCAUCGGCCGCCUCUUUAUUUCUCUUUAUCUUUUUUCUGAUACUACAAAAAAAAACCCCCUCCUUCACUUCAAUCCUUCUUCUUCUCUUCGCUCCUCAUUUUCGCUUCUUUAUCCUAUUCCACACCCUUUCCUAACCACCUCUACAUAUUUUUCGCCCCAAACAUGAAGCUCCUCCUCAGACUUUCGCUCGCGACCCUGCUCGUCUCCACCGCAUUCUCGGCCUUAACCCUCGAGCAGUUCCUCAAUGAUCCCCAAGUCAAGACACUCGCCCCCCAUCUCCUUGAUGAAAUCACUGCCCAGGGCAUCGAGUCCUUCUCCUCCGCCCCACAGGACUCCUCCAAGCUCACUGCCGGAUCAAAGAUCCCUCUCCUCGACGACAUCAUCCAGGUCGUAUCCCUCAACAUCGCCUCAGGAAAGGACGCUGACUGGUCUAAACUCGACGCUGCGAAGCUCAAGGCCAUCCAGGAGCACGGACCCGAGGCCCUCGCGGCCGCCGCCAACCUGACCGAGAUCGACCCCAAGCGCGCGUCCAUCAUUGCCAGAACCAUCUAUGAUGCCGUCAUUAACCUGCCUCCACCCUCCAAGGAGUCGUACGAAGCCAAGAAGAGUGUCAGCGAAAAGAUUGCUGAGGCAAAGGACACGACCUCCACCAACAACGAGCAGACCCCCAACACUGGAAAGACCGACAAUAAGCAACCAGACAACCAGCAAACCGAGGAGGCUGAGAAGAAGGACGACAACGCCGACGGAUCAUCAUCUCUCUUGGACAUGCUCGGCUACGGCUUGAUCAAGUCAUCCGACACCAUCAAGAAGGUCAAGGCCAUCGUCGUCCCCUCGAACGUUUGCGAGACCACCAACACCGCUUACCUCAAGGGAGUCGAUGAUGUCGUCUACUACGGCAGUCUGAGCCAGGGUAUUACUGGUGGCGCCCUUGUCUCUGCCCCCUCAGACUCGACCGUCAAGUCCUUGGACCUCAAGACCAUCGUGUCGGCCGUAAGUAAGCUUGCGACCGAACUCCAAAUGGCUCAGAGUGUCGCCCGUCUUGCUGAAUUGAACCCCACAGACCGAGCCGUCCGCACGAUCGUCUACUUGGCCCUCACGGCCGAGAGCUCGACCGCGCCCGCUGCGGUGAAUGCGCGCGACAUCAAUAACCUGAUCUACAAGGGUUUGGCGAACGACAUCCCCGAGGCUCUCCUGGACUCGCUUGCCAGCCAGGCAGCCCUGGUCUUGGUCACGCGCGGUGUCGGCUCUGCUCACGGCGGCGGAGCUCAGAUGCUCUCGAAUAUCCCCCGCGUUCGCAACUUGUUUGCAUUCAGUUCCGAGGUCUUGAGCGCCAACAGCAUUGGCGAGGUUCUCAAGUAUGUCUUCUGCCCCGAGGCUUCGCAUGUCACGGGAACAUCCAAGACUAAGGUUGUGACGGAUGAUAUCAAGGAGGGAGCUGGGGAUGCGGCCAAGAAGGGAACAGAGACAGCCCAGAAAGUAUUCAAGGCUGGAGAGGAGGCAGCCGAGGAUGUGAAGAACAAGGCAUGGAAUACUAAAGACAAGGUGCAGGACAAGGUUGUGGAGGGAACAGAGAAGGUCAAUGCUGCGGGCGAGAGAGUUGCACAGGAUGUGAAGGGCGCGACCGCGGAAGCUAAGGUGAAGGCUACAGAGGCACAGGGAGCUGCGAAGACAAAGGCCGAGGAAGUCGCGGAGGCGGCGAGGAGGAAGAAGGGAGAGGCCAAGAACGCGGCAGAGAUCAAGGCACAGCAGAUGAAGGAUGGUGCGAGAGAUGCGGCAAAGAAGGUUGCGGACCAGGUGGAGAAGAAGGCGGAGAAGGUUGCACAGAAGGCGGAUGAGGUCAAGCAGGAGCUGUAAAAAAAGAGACGAGACGUUUUUUUUUCGAGCGCGAGAUGGUGUCGCUUACCUGUGUAUAUAUCCCGAUCCCAGUUCACAAGCUUCUUUACUACCAUUUUCUUUUUUCAUGUCCAUACUUUUUUGUAGCACAUGUUAGCUGAGUGCUUUUUCCUUAUAAUGAAAAGAAAGAAAUAUAUUCGUUGAGUCGCG
Molecule: messenger RNA, 2201 nt
Organism: Gamsiella multidivaricata
Lineage: Eukaryota; Fungi; Mortierellomycota; Mortierellomycetes; Mortierellales; Mortierellaceae
Exons: 1
Coding region: 318-2012 (564 amino acids)
Source: RefSeq, a predicted model, not a curated record